Molecule: messenger RNA, 1967 nt
Organism: Onychostoma macrolepis
Lineage: Eukaryota; Metazoa; Chordata; Actinopteri; Cypriniformes; Cyprinidae
Gene: tmem106c
Product: transmembrane protein 106C
Exons: 8
Coding region: 337-1167 (276 amino acids)
Source: RefSeq, a predicted model, not a curated record
CCGAAACACAAAUGACUCACGAAGCCAGAUAAUCUCUAGCAGGACUUUGAAAACGGCCAUCACUAGAAAAUAGUUUUAACUACGCUACUACCCUUUAUUAUUUGUUCAAUAAAUAGCCGAAGCUUAUUUUCCGAUUAUGACACGCAGUUGGUCUCCAGAGCGGCAGAUGGCGGUAGAGAGUCGAUCGGAUCCCUGACUCCGGAGCAGAGGCAGAGAGAGACACAAACACAAACAAAUCAGCGGACUGAGAGGAAGCAGACCGCGGCAGUGCUCACAUCUGUGUGUCUCUACAGUUUAAAGUCGCUGGUGUCAGGCUGGAUUUGGGGUGUGCUUCUCAUGGGUGCAUCUGUGUGCCGGCACGGCCGCUCGCUCCUGUCCCGUCGCAGCAGGGCCGGUCACAAGGGGUCUCUGAUGGGUGGGGAUGACUCUCUAGACGGUCUGGACAGACAGGAGGACAUCGCUCAGUUCCCAUAUGUGGAGUUCACAGGCCGAGACAGCAUCACCUGUCCUACCUGUCAGGGGUCUGGACGCAUCCCAUCAGGGCAGGUGAAUGAGUUAGUUGCUCUGAUCCCCUACAGUGAUCAACGGUUACAGCCAAGAAGAACGAAGUUAUAUGUGGUGCUUUCAGUGAUUUUGUGUCUACUGGCAUCUGUUUUGGUGGCGUUCUUCCUGUUUCCACGUCCUGUGCUGGUUGUUGAUGAUGGCAUUCGCUCUGUGACUGUGCAUUUUGACCGUAACAACAGCAAAGUGAUCAUCAACAUGACGAGCUCUCUGAACUUCACCAACUCUAAUUUCUUCACGGUGUGGGUGGAUAGCGUGAGCUGCCAGGUGCUCUACAUGAAGACAGUCAUCGGAUCUCAACAGCUAGACAAUGUCAUCCACAUUCAACCUCUCAGCCAGAGACAGGUCAACUUCACUGUCAGUAUGGAGAUCGGAGGGAGUCUCUCUUACGUUUAUGCCUUUUGCACCAUGGCAAGCAUCAAGGUCCACAACAUUGUGGUGUUUAUGCAGACCUCUGUGAAAACCUCCUACAUGGUGCGGGCGGCACAGAACACACUGGAAGCUUACCGCUACAUCGACUGUGGCGCCAACUCCACCAUCCACCAGCCCUCAGGAUUGGUUUGGUCUAAACCUCACUUCCCUCAGAAUGGGAAACUGCUCAGGUGAAGCAUCAGACGGUUUGAUUCUCCAUGGCAGCUCAGUUUCAUCAAUUUUCACUCCCAAUUUUGUGCUGCACUGAAACCGAACCCAUUGAACAGAGCAGCUGUGAUGUAAGAUAUUGCUUGAAUUGAUCUCUCAGCACAGAUAAUGAUGGUGUGAUGACUACUAAAUGAAAAACAGAGCUCUCUUUUCAAAGUCUUUGCCAUUUCAAGAGCUGUAGUGUUAAUCUAAUUAGUCUAAUAAGGGUGUUAUAUCAUUUUGCAGUGAUUGAUAAAAAAGGAGAUUUAAUUAAUGGAUUGUUAAUGAUGAGGUGCACUUUAAAAUACUUGGUUUUGAUGAAUGAGCUGUUCUGUGAAAUAUUUUACGCAUUCUUGAUUAAGUCUUAUGCAAAUGUCUCUAAUUGUCUCUGCAAUGCCAAAGAUUUCAAAUCCAUCCAUCAGUCACAAAGACUAAGUAUCAGAACAAAUGAAAACAGCAUGUGUGUAUGUUCUCACAGGGUUUGAUUUGUUGUGAAGUGAAAAGUGUUCAGAUACUGAGAAUAAGGAAGCUGUUACAAAACAAUCAAUUAAGAGUAUCACUUUACUCCUGUGAUGCCAUGAAUACUGAGAUUAAGGAAAUUAGAUGUACAAUAGCAGGAUGUUUUGUUCAAGUGUUUAGACCAAUGUAUUAGACUGUCAUGAGAAUCAGAUUACUGGUUUAGUCUCUGAAAAAAGGUACAAAAGCUAUUCUUGGGUUGGUACCCUUUAAGGUACCAGUAUGCAUGCUUACAUGUAAAAGAGGUGCAAGCUUUUUUUUUAAAAAAAUAC